This is a messenger RNA of Striga hermonthica, 756 nucleotides long. The record is from the annotation of a GenBank genome assembly. Lineage: Eukaryota; Viridiplantae; Streptophyta; Magnoliopsida; Lamiales; Orobanchaceae.
AUGCUGAAGAAGCCAAUCAUGGCUAAAAACCCUCAAGACUCGAUUUCCUUCUCCAGAAGGUUUCUCAACCGGAAGAACAAACCCGCCGCCACCGGCCACUACCCUGACGGCGAAACAGAGCAAAAAAACCCCGAAAAAGGAAAAACUUUAAAAUGGGGAGAGAUCGUGAAGCCCCCGGCGCUGGAAAAGCAAUCAUCAAAGGCGAAAGCCCCAAGGAAGAAGAUAUUCGCUCCGGUUGCGGUGGGCAAGCUGCUGGGAAGGUUGAGGGAGCGGGCCCGAACCCAGUCCCCUUCUGGCCUGGUCGUGGGGACCCUGUUCGGGCUGCGGCGGGGGCACGUCCACUUGGCGAUCCAAGAGGGGUUCAAUCUGAGGCCGAGCUUCCUGGUGCAGCUGGCGACCCCGACGAGCGUGCUGGUGAAGGAGAUGGCGUCCGGGCUGGUGAGGAUCGCUCUGGAGUGCGAGCGGAGGCCUGAAAAGAAGGGGCCGAGGCUGGAGGAGGAGCCCGUGUGGAGGACCUACUGCAACGGGAAGAAGUUCGGGUUUGCGAUGAGGAGGGAGUGGGGGCCCGAGGAGCGGAAGGUACUUGACGCGAUCGGGCCUAUAUCGAUGGGGGCCGGGGUGCUGCCGGGGGAGAUAAUGUAUAUGAGGGCAAAGUUCGAGAGGGUUGUGGGGUCAAGGGACAGUGAGGCUUUCUACAUGAUGAAUCCAGACGGCAAUGGAGGCCCUGAAUUGAGCUUUUACUUGCUCCGACUUUAG